AUGGCUUUGGUGUUCCAGGUGAUACCUGCUUUUGAGGAGGCUGUCUCUGGGAUGGCUAUUGGUGGUAUCAGAAGUGCAAUAAAUAAGCUUGGUGUUGCAGGAUUAUUGUACCGCCAGAAAUCGGAUACCCGGAAAACGACUACAAUAAGAGUGGGCCGAGGCCGACAACUUUCUCUGUGA
Molecule: messenger RNA, 180 nt
Organism: Arabis nemorensis
Lineage: Eukaryota; Viridiplantae; Streptophyta; Magnoliopsida; Brassicales; Brassicaceae
Source: the annotation of a GenBank genome assembly